Molecule: messenger RNA, 954 nt
Organism: Puccinia triticina
Lineage: Eukaryota; Fungi; Basidiomycota; Pucciniomycetes; Pucciniales; Pucciniaceae
Exons: 5
Coding region: 1-954 (317 amino acids)
Cellular component (GO): eukaryotic translation initiation factor 3 complex; cytoplasm
Molecular function (GO): translation initiation factor activity
Source: RefSeq, a predicted model, not a curated record
AUGAAUGCCUGUCAUUCCGGUGUAGACACUUCAAAGUUGCGGGUCACCGCCUCCGCAUCCGCCGCAGCAGACUUUGUCGCCCCGAGGGCCUGUCGGUGUUGGAAAGUUGUACAAAUCUCAACGAUACACCACGUCGACACUCGUUCUCCACCCAGAUCUUUCAACAGGCGAUUCAAAAGAGCACAUAAUAAGAUGAGUGAUUGGGAAGCAAGUGAUCACGAAGAGACGCCGAAUCCGGUGGUCUCAGCGGCAGCGGUAUCGGCGAUUAAGAAGAACAAGUGGGCGGAUGAAGACGCGGAUGAGGAUGUGAAAGAUGACUGGGAGGCGUCGGAGUCAGAAGACGAGAAGAAUAAGAACGAGCCGGCAAAGCCUAAAGGACCCGUCCGAAACAAAGGGAUCACGAAAAUGAAGAUUGCUGAGAAGGAGGCCGAGGAAGCUUUACGGUUGGCUGAACAAGAAGCUUUGGCUCAGCAGGCUGCCGACCCUGUCUUGAGGAAAAAACUCGAACAGACUCGGACUAUUCAGUCUGAUAUGGAAAACGCUCGGGGCUUGUUUGGUGAUGCGGUAGUCUCGAAUCCGAGUACUUCUGAAGACCCUAUGAAGAUGGAUCCAAAAACAAAGGCUGAUUUCGAGACGAUGUCGAGUGCGUUGGCCCAACUGAUCGUUUCAAAGCACGGUAACAAGCCCCUGUAUCCACUAUUUGUCGAGCAUUUUUUCAGACAACUCUCCGAGCCACUUGGAGAUGUCCAAACGCGAAAAACGGCCUCGAUUCUGACGACGAUUGCCAACGAGAAGCAACGUGCAGCUAAGGAUGCCAAGAAGGGCAAAGGCAAGCUAAAACCGACCUUGGGCGGUGGUGGCGUGUCUGCCGUUGCCAAAGGUGGCCGAGGUGUCAAUGCCGAUCUGGAAGUUUACGAUCAAGCACUGGACGAUGAAUUUGAUGAUUUUAUGUAA